This is a messenger RNA of Hyla sarda, 1734 nucleotides long. RefSeq names its product proton channel OTOP2-like. Bases 1 to 1734 code for a protein of 577 amino acids. The transcript is spliced from 6 exons. Gene Ontology annotation, biological process: proton transmembrane transport. Gene Ontology annotation, molecular function: proton channel activity. NCBI's taxonomy places the organism in Eukaryota, Metazoa, Chordata, Amphibia, Anura, Hylidae. Gene Ontology annotation, cellular component: membrane. The record is from RefSeq and is a predicted model, not a curated record.
AUGGGGGACAAUAGUGUUACCACCAUUUCCCCUGCCACUGUGUCUCCAACGGACACUAACACCACAUUGGAGAAGAUCAGUAUUGGCCAGCAUUCCUUGGUUGUUGUUGAACCAACCGUUUUGUGGAAGAAAGGAGGCCGCUUGCUCUCUGGACUCUUGGGGUUAAAUGUGCUACUUUUGACCACUGUGCUUGUUAGCAGUGGGGCUUUCAGUAAUGUUGCAGUGGUGGAAAGGGAGGUACUCUCUUUGCUGUGCAUCCUUAUGGGCCUCACUAGCUGCUGGAUGAUGGUUUACCUGCUCUGGACUUCAAAAAAGGACCAACAGACAAGUCUAAAGGACUCGCAUGCUGGACCCAUCUGGCUGAAAGUUGGGCUGGCAGUUUUUGGAGUUUGCUCAUUGGUUCUUGAUGUGCUGAAGAUUGGGAAAUCUGCUAGUCUGGCUCAUUGUGAAUCUCCGAUCCAAAUUGUCCAUCCAGUGUUCCAGGGCCUGUUUGUGGUGUUGCAGACGUACUUCCUUUGGGUGUCCUGCAAGGACUGUGUUCAGAGUCACAUGAAUUUUACUAGGUGCGGCCUCAUGUUGACUCUCAGCACUAAUCUGGCAAUCUGGAUGGCUGCUGUCACAGAUGAAUCUCUCCACCAGACCCCUAGUGGUAACAACUCAUCUGGUGGUCACAGGCUUGCCAGAGACAAUAUCUAUUUUGUUUCAGCUGGCGGAGGAUCCUAUGGCUGUGCUUGUAAUACUCCGGUGUGUGAAACGUUCCAGACUGGAUAUUAUUACCUGUACCCCUUUAACAUUGAAUACAGCCUCUUUGCAUCAGCCAUGUCUUAUGUGAUGUGGAAGAAUGUAGGCCGUGUAAUGAGUCACCAUUCCCAGCAUACACAUCACUCUCUCCGACCCCACAGACUUUUUGUAGGACUUACCUGUGGGAUCGGGGUCCUUGUGGCUGGCCUGGGAGUCUUCAUUGUCUAUGAGAUUGAUGUUUCAUCAGAGUCAUCCAAAACAGAAGCCCUUGAAAUGUUUUACAUCUUUAACAUCAUAGCUCUUAGCCUGAUGUGUAUUAGCUCACUUGCUGGUUUCAUCAUCUUCAGAUUUGACAAGAGGGACACCGACAGUCACAAGAACCCUACCAGGAGCCUUGACAUUGCUUUACUGAUAAUAGCUGCCCUGGGCAAAUACUGUAUUGCCUAUUUCUCAAUAAUAGCCAUUGUAGCUACGGCUCCUGGGCACCUCAUUGAUGUACUCAACUUGGUGUACUCACUGCUCAUGAUAGUGCAGCAUACCCUACAGAACAUAUUCAUCAUAGAAGGACUGCAUAGAGAACCGUUCAGUAGUGGACACUCAGACCACCGCAGUUCUGUAGCCUAUAAUGAUAAGAAUGAGGUUUACAUCAAUCCAGCAGUUAUAAUUCCUCAGGGAAAUCUCUCGGAAGCCGAGCAUGGACAUGAGAUGGGUUCCAACAGCAAUGGGAUUGCUCCACACUCUAUCAUAAAGAAUACUCGAGCAGACGGGAGAAGGAAAGUCCUAAGGGAGAUUUCUUUAUUCCUGCUCAUCUCCAACAUCAUUUUUUGGAUCAUGCCUGCCUUUGGUGCUCGUCCACAGUUUGAUAAUGACCAUGAGCUGAAAUUCUAUGGAGAAUCCAUGUGGAUAGCUGUAGUAAACAUUGGACUUCCGUUUGGCAUCUUCUACAGGAUGCAUUCAGUUGCCAGCCUUCUGGAGGUCUAUGUAGUUUCCUAG